GCCGCCGCCGCGCACCGCCGCGCCCGGCGCUGCUCCUGCUCCUCGCUGAUGGACGAGGAGUGCGUCUACUUCUGCCACCUCGAUAUCAUCUGGAUCAACACCCCCGAGAAGACUGUUCCAUAUGGUCUCGGAGGCCCUUCUCGACCCAGAAGAUCACUGAAGGACAUGGUACCAGAGAUGCUUGCUGAACCAAGCAGCAGAUGCCGAUGUGCCAACCAGAAGGACAAGAAAUGUCUGAACUUCUGCCAGGCAGGCAAAGAUUUCUGGGCUCAGUCCACAGAGGAGAAAACCUCACGGCACCGCAUCAAAGCCGGCAAUUGCAUUGGACCCAAAUGCAUGAACCGACAGCUUGUUGACAGCAGGAAAAUGAAGCGGCUGGAAGCCAUUGGUAACAGUAUCAAAGCUUCCUUCAGUGUCGCAAAGCUGAAGGCUGAGCUCCAGAAAGGGCGAAAGCUCAAACAUAACAGGGCAAACAAAAGGCAAAGCGUCCGGGAAAGCCUGAAAGCAUCCUAGUGGGAAGACCACCUGAAUCUUUCUCCACACUGCUUGCUGACAAAGCAUCACAAAAACUCUGUCUUGACUCCAACAUUCCAUGAUGGCGAAGGGCCUCUCUGUCCGAGUGUUUGCACAGCGGAGCAAAAUGCUAAGGAAGUCCUGUAUUUGGAGAUAUAAAGACAAAGGAUUUUAUCAUUUUGGAAUUCAGGUGGAUGGGUAGAAGGGCUGAAGGGAAAUCUGCAGUAACAUACAUGAAAAGCCAUCUGUCUGAAGAAACAUUUAAAUACUGCUCCUGGAAUGUUACCCAUCGAUUGAGCAGCUUUCGGGGUCUACAUCAAAAGCAUCUUGCAAGGAAGACCUCACAGAUGUGCUUAGCAAGGACAGAAAGCAAGAUCUGAGUGUACAAACUUCAAAGAACUCUACCUUUUGAUUAAAAUGCAAAAAUGAAAGCCACAGUGCUACUUUAAUCAGGACUUAUUGCAUAUAUACAUGUCUACCUCGCAUACUGUUUGUUGCACUCCUACUAGAGUAUUUUUACACCUUGUUAUUGCCUUUACUAAUCAGCUGCAACCCUUUGCCUUUUUUCAGAAGUCUAGUUUACUUGUACAACCAGAGUUAUCUGAAUGUGGGUUAGGCACUCUGAUAGUUUGCAUAGUCAAAGUCCUUUGGCUUUGGAUACCAAAGGACCCUUCAACAUAAAAUAAAAGUUAGAGGACACUACUAAGUUUCCCCAUAACAAGGAUAUUUGGACAACUGAAGUUCUAAUAAUAGAGGUUGUUGUGUCUUACAUGCUACCAAAAAUGCAUUGAAGUGGGGAUGUACCAGAGGCUGCUGCAAGAUUUAUUCAGGGCUUUGUUUGGUGGAAAUGCAUUGAGACAAAGGGUUGUUUUGAAUUAAGUCAAAAGGCUAAUAUUGGGUGAAUGUUUAUAGCAGUGAAUUUGUUCACAUUGUUGAAUUUGCAGACAAGUUGAAUCUUACGUGCUUAUUUUUGUGUCUUGUAUUUAUAUUCACACAAGUUCUUCAUUAUAUUUACCAUGUUGAAUACACAUUGAAGUAGGCCAUAUUGGUCUAUGCAUGUUUUAUGUAUUUCUGUAUGAAAUUGGGAAAUGCUUUAUGCCUAUCAAGGUAAAUAUCUUCAGAAAUAAAUAUUUUUAAUUACUGUA
Cyanistes caeruleus (blue tit) is the source of this 1658-nucleotide messenger RNA. NCBI's taxonomy places the organism in Eukaryota, Metazoa, Chordata, Aves, Passeriformes, Paridae. The record is from RefSeq and is a predicted model, not a curated record.